Molecule: messenger RNA, 258 nt
Organism: Annulohypoxylon truncatum
Lineage: Eukaryota; Fungi; Ascomycota; Sordariomycetes; Xylariales; Hypoxylaceae
Exons: 1
Coding region: 6-191 (61 amino acids)
Source: RefSeq, a predicted model, not a curated record
CGCUGAUGUGCGAAGAAGCUGGUAUCGUUCCCCCUGGUGAAGAUGCGUACACCUCCCGAGCGCCUACUCCUCUUACUGCCGAGCAAACCCAAUGGGUUUUAGCACUCAUCGAAGAACGCAGGCAACAUGAAGCAUCUGCUGCCCUGCCACAAGGUACGUUAAAUGCCCUCAAAGCCGAACAACUACAUUGAAUUCCACCCACACUACCUUUCGGCCACCUCUCCUUUAGUGUCAUAUUUUCCAUUUUAUAUCACCAUG